This is a messenger RNA of Tripterygium wilfordii, 5141 nucleotides long. RefSeq lists its product as uncharacterized. NCBI's taxonomy places the organism in Eukaryota, Viridiplantae, Streptophyta, Magnoliopsida, Celastrales, Celastraceae. The record is from RefSeq and is a predicted model, not a curated record. The transcript has 2 exons. The coding region runs from base 251 to 835 and encodes 194 amino acids.
CGUAUCAAUUGCACAGGGCUGGGCUUAAGGCCCUCUAUUCUACUUUAGCAUUACUUUGGUGUUGUAGGCCCAUCUAAUUGGGGUUUUAUCGUAUCUUCCUUGUAGUGUCAUCUAUCUAAAAAAAUAUCAUAUGUCAUGUUGUUAGGGUUUCACCCUUUCGCCGUCCAGGAUAUUGUGUUGGAACUUUCUUGAUUCAAUACGAUAACUGUGUUCUUAUCAUCUGGUAUCGAAGACAGGUUUAGUGUUGCGUAUGGUCUUAACCAGGAAACAGAAAGAAGCCAUGGAAAAGGAGUUAGUAAAGGUGGAUCAGAGAUUUCAAAGUAUGGAACAACAGCUUGAUGCUCGUUUUCAAAAGACAGAGCAACAGAUUCAGCGGGUGGUCUAUCUGGUCGCAAGAUUGGGUGCUAAAAAGGAACAGUUGACGGGCAAUCCGUUGAGUAUUCCGGAGGAAGACGAGAAGAAGAAGGCGACAUACAGCCAAGACCGAGUUCCUAAGGCCAACGUUACUGAAAUUAGUAGGCGCACAGAGGUGGGUUUCCUUCCUAAGGGAACUAGAAUGGAUUUUCUGAAGUUUGAGUCGGGCGACCCUAUAGAAUGGGUCUACUGUGUGGAGCAGUUUUUUGAGUUCAAUCUCACUCCUCUAGAACUGCAGAUUUGGUUCUCAUCUUCUUAUCUCCGUGGCGAAGCAUUGCAAUGGUUUAAGUGGAUGAACAAUAUAGUAAAGAGGGACGGAUGGGAGCAGUUUUCACAAGCGUUGCAUACUCGGUUUGGACCCAGCCAGUUUGAUGACUACGUAGAGAUUCUUGGCAAAAUUAAGGCAUACAGGUUCCAUUAGGGAUUAUCAGAAGGAAUUCGAGAAAUACUCUAACAUGGUGAAUGGGUUACCAGAGUCAUUCUUAAUCAGCUACUUUAUAGGGGGAUUAAUUGAUGAAAUUCGCAUAGAUGUUAAGAUACUUCGUCCUUCUACAUUAAUUUCUGCUAUUGGUUUAGCCAGGUUAAUCGAAGAUAAGCUGAAAGCAACUCGAGGAAGAACUGGUCUUGCUUAGUUCCCAGGUAACGUAGUUUCCAAAUCACAAGAGGCCAAGAAUAUUGGCUCGUUGCCACCUGUUAAACGUUUAUCUCCUACGGAGAUGGAGGAGAGGAAGAAGAAGCAACUAUGCUAUAAUUGUGAUGAGAAGUGGAUUGCAGGGCACAAGUGUAAACAAAAGACCUUGUUCUUGCUGGAAGAGAGAGAGAAGGACAGUGAGGAAGCAGUGCUGGUGGCUCAGGAAGUGAAGUGAGAAGCGAACCAGCUAUUCCAGAAGUUUUGCAUAUUUCCAUUGCUGCCUUAGGUGGUUCUACACCUCCGCAGACUAUGAGAGUUACAAUUUAUAUCAAGAACCAACCUUUCACGGCUCUAAUUGACUCGGGAAGUACACAUAAUUUCUUACAUCCUCGCAUUGUUACAAAACUGGGGUGUAGGCUGGAAAAUGGAGAUGAUAUGGAGGUCAAGUUCAAUCUAGUGGAGGCUCAAAAUAGAAUGAAACAAAUUGCUGACCAGCGACGCACGGAGAGGAGUUUUGAGGUUGGAGAUUGGGUGUUUCUUAGACUACAGUCCUACCGUCAACACUCGGUAUAGCGGAGAAGCAACAUGAAGCUAGCACCCAGGUUAUGGGCCGUAUGAGAUUCUACAGAAAAUUGGGACUGUGGCGUAUAGAAUCAAGUUGCCUGAAGGUUCAAAGGUGCAUCCAGUUUUUCAUAUUUCCUAUCUUAAGAAGGUGAUAGGGUCCAAGGUGAUAGUGAUGCAAGAACUGCCACAGUUAGACGAAGGAGGGGAGUUAUAGUUGCAGCCUAUGCGUUUUUUGAAACAGAGAAUUGUUAAAAAAAGUGGUAGAGAGCUUAAGGAGUUUUUGGUUCAAUGGGUGGGGUUGCCUAUGGAGGAUUCUACUUAGGAGGAAACUACCACGCUGUUCGAUCGUUUUCCACACAUGCAAUCUUGGGGACAAGAAUUGGGCUUUCAAGGAGACGGGAAUGUUAAGAGGUCCAGCAUAUCAGUUGCACAGGGCUGGGCUUAAGGCCCUCUAUUCUGCUUUAGCAUUACUUUGGUGUUGUAGGUCCAUCUAAUUGGGGUUUUAUCGUAUCUUCCUUGUAGUGUCAUCUAUCUAAAAAAAUAUCAUAUGUCAUGUUGUUAGGGUUUCACCCUUUCACCGUCCAGGAUAUUGUGUUGGAACUUUCUUGAUUCAAUACGAUAACUGUGUUCUUAUCACAUAAUUUAGUGUAGCUGGUUACUACAUUCAAAUUUUGAUUUACUGAUUUUGGUACAUCAAAGUAAGACCUUUUUUUCUUUUGAAUUCCUAUAUUAUUGGCAUUUAAGAUAUAUAUUUUUUCCUUUUAGUUCUUUCUCCUUUGUACAAUUGCGCGUUUAGCAUGCGGAAAUGUCUUGAUGAUCAGAUAUAGCAAUGCAGAAAUCAAGUCAAGUUAGAUUGUCUAUCAUGCGUUUUGACUUUUGACGCUUGGAUGAUGUGACUAUUACAUUUGCUAGAGAUUGUUUGAAAUUUUGAGAUUUUGGCUUUUGUCCUGAAAUAGUAUUGACUCACUCUUGUGCUCUUUAUCAGCCUUAAGUUUUCUCUGAACCCUAAUUUUUCGUGUAUGUGGAGCUAGAAUGGUUUUUCUCAUAUGUUUUAAAACCCACAAGGACAAUCCAGAGUAGUUUCUGUUUCAAAAUAUAGAUAACUGCAGAGAGAAAAAUUUCCCUCUACAAGUUAAUGGAUGUGAGCCCACUUAAGAGUAGACUGUUAUUUGCUUUAUAAAGUUUAGAGUUUAUUGAUCAUGGUGGUAUCCUUGAAGGGAAAACUUUUAUGAUGGAUAUUAAUUUCUCAUACCUAAUCUGUGUCAGAAUAUGCUGUGUACAUUUGUUAGAACCCUUGAUACUCUUGGCAACACUGUUUCAAUCAGUUUUGCAUAUAUGUUCACCCUCCUCCUCAUCCUCCUCCUUGGCUUUAUAAUUCAUAGUAAGAUUUGUCAGUGGUGGUUUUCUCAUUAAACUUCUUGUACAUGUUUGUACCUCUCAUAAGAUAGGGAGCAAGGAAUUUUGUUCGACACAGGACCAUAUAAAGUGUUUGAAAAAAAAAUCAAAUAUAUAUGUAAGCUUUCUCUCUUACUGCAUUUAAAAGAAUGUGCUUUCUCAUACGGGUUAAUACCACUUUUGGCCACUGAAAGAUGGCCCGUGUUCCAAAUUGGUCUCUGACUCUCAAAUUGUGCCAGUUUAACCAUCUAAAGUUCAAUUUGUUCCAAAUCAAUCACCCGGUCAGAAAUUGCUCAAUUUCGGUCAGUCAACCUGCCUGCGUGGUAGGUUGAUCGUUAACCACUGUUAAAAAUUGUUGAUAUGGCAGACAGAACUAAAACAGAGUUUAACGUUUGUAUCUGUGAGAAAUAAUAAAAAGCCAAAAAAGAAACUCUUGCUAAUUUGCCUCCAACUUCACGAAUGAAACCCUAGUCACUCUCUCAAGUUUGAAUAGCUUCUCUUCUCUACGAUUCCGGCCUUGAACUGGGAUCAACAGCGCGACAGGCUUCAUCAAUGCUUUUCUAGCCAUUUUUGCAUCAUCUUCUGUUUAGAGCCAUCAACGAAACCAAUUCAGAUUUUGGGUAUUAUGGACAAGCCAAAAUAUAUACCAAGGAGACCCUUGACUAGGUCAAGUAAUAGGCUGAAAAGGGUAGGUCGCAAUGAUGGUUUUAGUGGUGUCGUGACUUUAGAUGAUGAAGACGAUGAGGUGUUGGAUUCAUACAUGUCUACUUUAGAGAAAACUGAUAGCGCUAAGGGCCAUGACAAAGAUGUGAUUGGGGGUGAUGAUCAGGGGGGUGUUGAGGCAGGUGGUACUGAUGAACAUCAUGGUUUUGAAGAGGGGGGAUGAUGGAUAUGGUGAUGAUCAGGGGGUGUUGAGGCAGAUGGUGUUGAUGAACAUCCUGGUUUUGAAGAGGGGGAUGAUGGAUAUGGUGAUGAUGAUGAUGAUGAGUUGGAUGAUGGAUAUGAUGAUGAUGAACAGCUGGAUGAUGAUGAAUAUGGUGAUGGUGAUGAUGAAGAGCUAGAUGAUGAACAUGCUGUUAAUGGUGCUGGUUCUAAUCAUGGUGAUGAAGCCUUUGUGGAUGUUCUUAUUGGGGAUCAAAUUGGUGGUAAAAAUGAUGAUGAAGAUUCAGAUUUUAGAUUAGAGUAUGAGUCUGAUAAUGAAGACAUUUUGUUGUUUGAGGAUGACAGUGAUGGAGAAAUUAGAAGGACAUCUGUAAGGAAUCCAAAUUAUUUAGGGGAAUCAAAAUUUGAACUAGGAAUGAAAUUCACCUCAAUCAAAGAGUUUAAGAAUGCAGUGAGAACUUAUUCAAUUGAAGGAGGAUACCAAAUCCAUUUUGUUAAGAAUGAGAAGCAUAGAUGCCAAGCUAAAUGUUAAAAGGGAUGCCCUUGGAUGAUAUGGUGUUCUCAAAUUGGUUCUAUUAACACUUACCAGAUCAAGACUUUAGUGAUGAAACAUAGGUGUACUAGAAAGCUUUAUUACAAACAAGCCAACAGUGACUGGCUUCGAUGGAAGUUUGUUGACAAGCUUAGGAGAGAUCCAAAAGCAAGUGCUGCAAAGUUGGUUUACUAUGCAAAAGAAAACAUGUCUAUAGACAUUUCUAGGACACAUGCAUAUAGGGCAAAGAAGAAAGCUUUAGAAAUCAUUGAUGGAAAGCAUGUAGAACAGUAUGGCAAACUUAGGAGCUACAUGGUAUAAGUGAUUAGGACUAACAAAGGAAGCACAUGCAACAUUGCUGUGGAAAGGUCAAUUCCUGAGGAUCCAGCUGUAUUCAAGAGGGCAUACAUGUGCUUAGCCCCUCUCCAAGAUGGGUUCCUAGCAGGUUGUAGGCCUUUCAUUGGCUUGGAUGGUUGCUUUUUGAAAACAGUUUAUGGUGGGCAGCUACUAACUGCUAUUUCACAAGAUGGUUGUAAUGGUAUCUUCCCUAUAGCAUGGGCAGUUGUUGAGAGGGAGAAUGGAGAUUCAUGGGAGUGGUUUCUAAGGAAUUUGUUAAUGGAUAUAAGAGGAUUUGAUCAAAGAAGAUGGUGCUUUAUAUCUGAUAGGCAGAAGGUAUGGAAUUUAAUCUUGAGUUGUGCACUUAAUCUUAUAGUUUCUAUAUGG